AUUUGACAGUGUUAUACGUCAACAGUUGAAAUGUAGAAAUGUCAUUUUUAUUGCUGUGGUUCUUCAUAAUAAAAUUAUUUUAGUAGAAAGUUGGGAAUAUGUACUUAGUUUACGUAAUUUAGCACAAUCGCAAGUUUGUUUGUGGAAGAAUAGAUAAUUUGGUGCUUGUCGUGUGUACUGGAAUUUUUAUACAAAAUGUUGAAGCAUCUUCUGGAAAACCGUCACACUAUCGGCUCGGUCAAUAACGACACAUGUUUGACAACACGGCGUGCAAAUGCGACUGUUAUCAGCAACGUAUAUGAAGGUAUCCCCGAGACGAUCCUCUUGAACGUCAUCACUUGGGUUCUGUUAAUCCUCCUCUUUGCCAUCUUGCGAAACCGGGCUUGGGAUUACGGCCGACUAGCCCUCGUCCAUACGGAAAAAUGGACACAACUCUUCUACAAGAACACGGAUGACGCUGUCGCCGUCGAGGAAUCAAGCGCAGACGUGUCAUUAAUCCCCGACGCGGGCUGUCUUUGGUUCCCCUCAAUUUUUAAAAUCAGCAAAGAGCGGAUUUUCACACGAUGUGGUCCUGACGCGUCACACUAUCUCUCCUUUCAAGAACAACUCCUUCUCUUGUCUACAACUAUAACAGUCUUCGCACUUUGCGUAAUCCUCCCCAUCAAUUUCCAAGGGAAGCUUCAAGGCGGUAAAACUACUUUUGGGCACACCACUUUGAGCAAUCUGGAACCGAGUUCGAACUGGUUGUGGGUCCACGUCGUCGCUAGCUUUUGUUUCGUCCCUUUGACUGUCUUAAUCAUGCGGAGGAGCUCCGGUCGGAUCCCCAGUGCCUCGGCACUUACGUCACGGACUGUUAUGAUAACACACAUCUCGCACGCACAUCGAAAUACCGAUGAUAUUAAAAAUUAUUUCACUGUGAGGUUUCCAGACACUGAGAUAAAAGACAUACAGAUUGCUUACAGGAUCAAGAAAUUGACGAUACUUGAAAAACAACGGGCCCUCACUCAUGAGGCUAAGAUGUACUGCAUUUUGAACAACAAACCGGACUUGAAGGUGCAACCCUACGGGUGUAUUAUUUGUUGUCCGUGGAAAACACAAAACGCACUUGAGUAUUACACCGAAGAGGAGGCACGACUCACGGAUUUGGUCGUCGCGGAGCGACGAAAAGUCCUAGAGAGUCCUUUGGGGAUUGCCUUUAUUACUCUAAACUCAGAAGAGAGUGCCCAUCACGUGAUCAAAUCAUUCACUCCCGGCUCGCUACGCCAUUGGUUGAUCACAAAAGCGCCCUCACCGUCGGAUAUCAAUUGGGAGAAUUUAGAAAUAUCGUACCGGAAUUGGUACUCGAAAGCAAUCCUCAUCAACGCAAUUCUUUUCCUAAUACUAUUUUUUUUAACAACUCCAGUGAUUGUAGUCAAUGUCUUUAAUAAUUUAACUAGCGCACAAGAUAAAUUUCUGAGUAAGUUGACUCCUCUUCUUUCUGAUUUUCUUCCAACUCUUUUGCUCCUUUCUGUGUCGGCUUUAAUGCCAGUCCUUGUGGCUUAUUCGGACGAAUGGAUGUCACAUUGGACCAAAUCAAAACAAAACCAUGCUACAAUGCACAAAGCCUUCUUUUUUCUGCUUUUUAUGGUGCUUAUUCUCCCCUCGUUGGGGUUAACAAGUGCGCAAGCUUUCGUCGAGUGGUCCCUACAAACCGGGAAUUUGACGGUGCGAUGGGAGUGUGUGUUUCUAGCCGACAAGGGGGCUUUCUUCAUUAAUUAUGUCAUCACUUCGGCUUUGAUUGGAACAGCUUUAGAGUUGUUGAGGUUCCCCGAGUUAGCAAUGUACGCGUUUCGUCUCCUUCGUAUCAAAUCAGAAGCAGAAAAGACAAGUAUAAGGAAGGAAAUCAUGUCGGAAUUUCCCUUCGGGAUUCACUAUGCCUGGACUUUGCUUAUUUUUACGAUCAGUACAGUGUAUAGUCUCACGUGUCCUUUGAUAACCCCCUUUGGGUUGCUAUACCUGUCUUUGAAACACUUUGUCGAUAAAUACAAUAUUUAUUAUGUCUAUAGACCCAUCACCAUGUGUGGGGAAGGCCAACAAAUCCAUGCUGAUGCCGUCAGGAUGGUCCGGGUCGCUAUUUUACUGCUCCAGUUAAUCAUGGCAGCUUUUUCUUUCAUUAGAGGAGGUUUUAAUAUCAUGUGUGCGGUUAGUUUCAUUGCGUUUAUUGUCACUGUUACAUUUUUCUUUUUCUUGAGCCCGUUUCCCUCUUGUAGACCUAUUCAAAAUAACAAUACGGCUUUACCCGAGUUUAGUGAACAAUACAUCGCUCCGGUUUUACUAAGUUCGCAAAAUAUUGAACAAGGAGAUGAAUAUAUUGUGUCUUCACCUUCUUCCUACGGUUCCUCUAAUAUUAACGAUAUUGGUGUUAGGCUAAUGUCAGAAAUUGGUUCUUCGGUUGCAUAAAUCUUAUUUCUGCUUUUGGUAUGGCUGUGACUAUUUAGGAAGUGUUUUCACCAAUUUGGUUCCACUCUUGAUCUUCAUGUGAUAAUUCUCUAACUUUUAAAGUAUUGACUCAUUUGUUUUAACUCCUAGUCCUCCUUUCGGUUGCAUAACUCGAAAUUGUAAUGAACGGUGAUAACACGUAAUUAUAGAAUGAAAAUAACUAUUUAUUUGUAAAAUCUAUUUUGUAUAUUUUAGCACAUAAUUGUAAGUUUAUUGUAUAAAAAUAUAAUUGCUAUGUUAUAUUGUUA
Tribolium madens (black flour beetle) is the source of this 2726-nucleotide messenger RNA. It is a transcript of the gene Tmem63, whose product is annotated as calcium permeable stress-gated cation channel 1. The record is from RefSeq and is a predicted model, not a curated record. NCBI's taxonomy places the organism in Eukaryota, Metazoa, Arthropoda, Insecta, Coleoptera, Tenebrionidae. The coding region runs from base 196 to 2439 and encodes 747 amino acids. Gene Ontology annotation, molecular function: calcium-activated cation channel activity. The transcript is spliced from 2 exons. Gene Ontology annotation, cellular component: plasma membrane.